CUUUAUGGAAUGGGUUCUAGAGAAUACGAAGGACUUGAAGCUUUAAGGAAAAACAAAUCAUGUGGUCUUCAGAUUCGGUAAUGAGGAGCAAUGAAGCCAUCUGAAAUGGUCAUGAACCCCAAACAAGUCUUCCUGUCUCUGCUGAUAUUUGGAGUGGCAGGGCUGCUCCUCUUCAUGUACUUACAAGUCUGGAUUGAAGAACGCCACACAGGAUGGGGGCCAGUCAGUUACUUGCAGCCUGCACUCAGAACCAUGACUACAGAAAAAAUCCAGGAACGUAUUACCAACCAGAACUCUAAGUUUCACGUGCCUGAGUUUCUGAAGGAGAAAAAGGAAAAUAUCCUCAACUCCCAGAGACCUUCUAUGGACUUAACAAAGAUCAGCAUUUCACAAGCAGAGGAUCAAGCCUUGCCUGAGAUCACAGGGUCGUCAACAAGUAAACUGGAUGAAAAACAUCAAGGAACUAAGAUUCUUUCAAUGCACUCCAGUGAAAUAGAUUGGCCAUUGGACAUUCGACCUUUAAACAAAAGUUUAGUCAAAGACAACAAAUGGAAAAGCACUGAUGAAACCCAAGAGAAACGCAGGUCCUUCCUUCAGGACUUUUGCAGGAAAUAUGGCACAGUGAGCCAUCGUCAAUCACAUCUUUUUCAUAUGGUGUCCAGGAUCUACGUAGAAGACAAACACAAAAUCUUAUACUGUGAGGUGCCGAAAGCUGGGUGUUCCAACUGGAAAAGGAUUCUGAUGGUACUAAACGGGUUGGCUUCCUCUGCAUACAACAUCUCCCACGAUGCUGUCCACUAUGGGAAGCACUUGAAAAAGCUAGAUAGCUUUGACUUCAAAGGGAUAUAUACUCGCCUAAACACCUACACCAAAGCUGUGUUUGUUCGUGAUCCCAUGGAAAGAUUAGUGUCAGCAUUUCGGGAUAAAUUUGAACACCCUAAUAGUUAUUACCACCCAGUAUUUGGGAAAGCAAUUAUAAAGAAAUAUCGACCAAACGCCUGUGAAGAAGCAUUAAAUAAUGGAUCUGGAGUCAAGUUCAAAGAGUUCAUCCACUAUUUGCUGGAUUCUCACCGUCCUGUUGGAAUGGACAUUCACUGGGAAAAAGUCAGCAAGCUCUGCUAUCCAUGUUUGAUUAACUAUGAUUUUGUAGGGAAAUUUGAAACUUUGGAAGAGGAUGCCAAUUACUUUCUACAAAUGGUUGGUGCUCCAAAAGAGCUGAAAUUCCCCAACUUUAAAGAUAGGCACUCUUCUGACAAAAGAACCAAUGCUCAAGUGGUUAGACAGUAUUUAAAGGAUCUGAGUAGAACCGAGAGACAGCUAAUCUAUGACUUUUAUUACUUGGACUAUUUGAUGUUCAAUUAUACAACUCAGUUUUUGUAGCCUGCAUUCAUUUUCUAAAACAUGUAUUUACUUACCAAUGAUGGCCUCAAAUCAGCUACUGUACUUUUCCUAUAAUUCUCUGUAUGAGGGAAAUUUAACUAAGUGCAGUUGUCUUGAUUUAAUGGCGAUUUUUACCAAAUACCAUGACAGCAAUUGGCAGAGAGCUCCAGGAAAAUCACCUAACGGACACAUGUAAACAACUUGAGUUGCUUUUAAAUGUUUGGAAAGGAGAUGCUUUGGCAUUUUGGAUCAUAUUGUUGAAGCAAUAACCUAGCCAGCUGCUACAUUAACUAAAACAGCCUCUUGCAAUCAUAGAAUAAGAGGUCUAAAAGAGCAUGAAUGUGUAUCUAUACUCUGGAAUUAAUUAUCUAAAAUGCAUGGAUAUAUUUUUAGCAGUUUAUGGAACAUUCAUCAAACCAUUGGACAGUUUACUUACACCCUGGAAGUCUUUGUAGUGACUAUAAUGAUAAAUUCAUUUUGAAAUGAUAUUUGGAAUUGGGCAUUCUACAUUAAGUUGGAAGGCACUGUAUGAUUUACAAUAUGGCAGUGUAGCAGAAAAGCUAGAAGAGGCUAUGACUUUUUAUAUUUAACAGCCAAUAAAAAUGCACAGCAUGCUAAGAUCAAAGCAA
Octodon degus (degu) is the source of this 2009-nucleotide messenger RNA. RefSeq names its product carbohydrate sulfotransferase 9 (gene Chst9). The record is from RefSeq and is a predicted model, not a curated record. Gene Ontology annotation, molecular function: sulfotransferase activity. The coding region runs from base 91 to 1380 and encodes 429 amino acids. The transcript has 4 exons. Gene Ontology annotation, cellular component: membrane. Lineage: Eukaryota; Metazoa; Chordata; Mammalia; Rodentia; Octodontidae. Gene Ontology annotation, biological process: proteoglycan biosynthetic process; carbohydrate biosynthetic process.